This is a messenger RNA of Lolium rigidum, 1196 nucleotides long. Its product is annotated as shikimate kinase 1, chloroplastic-like. Bases 134 to 1048 code for a protein of 304 amino acids. NCBI's taxonomy places the organism in Eukaryota, Viridiplantae, Streptophyta, Magnoliopsida, Poales, Poaceae. Gene Ontology annotation, cellular component: chloroplast. The record is from RefSeq and is a predicted model, not a curated record. The transcript has 10 exons. Gene Ontology annotation, molecular function: shikimate kinase activity.
CCCAGCAAUCACCCGACACCUGCUCUCGCUCUCUAUCUUUCUUUGUCUCUAGCCGCAGGGGAGGCAGAGCCGUGGCCGAUCGCCUCGCCGCAUCCCUGCAUCGUAGCGGUGUCGGCAGAGCGACCGGCGAGCAAUGGAGGCGGGCGUGGGGAUGGCGCUGCAGUCGAGGGCGGCGGGCUUCGGCUCCGGCCGCCGCCGGGGCGCGAUGUGCGACGCCCGGAGGAGCUCCCGGAUCGGGAGCUUCAGGGUCGCCGAUCAGGUGCCGUCGCCGGCCGCCGCCGUGCGGGCGCGCGGGUCCAAGCCCAUCGCGCCGCUCCGCGCCAAGAAAUCGUCCGGAGGUCAUGACAACUUACAUAACUCCGUAGACGAUGCCCUCCUGUUGAAGAGAAAAUCGGAAGACGUUCUGUUCCACAUGAACGGGCGGUGUAUCUACUUAGUUGGAAUGAUGGGUUCUGGGAAAAGUACGGUGGGGAAGAUCUUGGCUGAAGUUUUGGGUUAUUCUUUCUUUGACAGUGACAAAUUGGUUGAACAAGCUGUUGGCAUGCCUUCGGUUGCGCAAAUUUUCAAGGUUCAUAGUGAAGCCUUCUUCAGAGAUAAUGAGAGUAGUGUCUUGAGGGAUUUGUCCUCAAUGCGGCGAUUAGUUGUUGCUACUGGAGGUGGUGCUGUUAUCCGACCAGUUAACUGGAAAAAUAUGAAGAAGGGCCUAUCUGUCUGGUUGGAUGUGCCCCUGGAGGCUCUUGCAAGGCGUAUUGCUAAAGUGGGGACUGCGUCCCGUCCUCUUCUAGAUCAGCCAUCUGGCGAUCCUUACACAAUGGCCUUUUCUAAACUCAGCACGCUCGCAGAGCAAAGGGGUGAUGCUUAUGCAAAUGCUGAUGUGAGGGUUUCUCUCGAAGAGAUUGCAUCUAAACUGGGUCACGGUGAUGUCUCUAAGCUGACGCCCAUCGACAUUGCUCUUGAGUCGCUCCACAAGAUCGAGAGCUUUGUCACGGAAGACACUGUCACUGACUCACAAACAGAAUCGCAAGCUCAAUGGAUGCAGACCUUGUAGGAUUUUUGGCUUGUUGUACCAUGUAGUGCGCUGCCUAGCGCAGCUGAGUUAUUUGUUUGUUGUACCGAGUACCGACAUGGAGAAAGCUGAAGUAUCUUUAUUUUGUAUAAGCUGUAAAAAAGAAGAAAUGAAUGAGCCAUUAUGAAAA